GGGAAACCAAUGCGAAACACCGCUGGCGCGUGUGCUUGUGACAUGGCGGUCAAAUCAGGGCCCUUUUCAGAUGUAUAUUUAUCAUGAACGACAACUUGGGGGCCUUUGCGGUGUGCAUUGUCUCAACAACCUCUUGCAGGGUCCACAUUUUGGUCCCGGCGACCUGGCGGAGAUCGGUGUCCACUUGGACCAACAGGAGAGAGCCUUGGUAAGACAAGCGACUGGUGAGGUUGGGACUGGAGCCGAAGAGUACAAUGUGGAUAGCUCCGCAGACGGUGGAAACUUCAGCAUCCAGGUCCUGAGUGUGGCUCUGAAGCGCUUCGAACUGGAACUGGUCUCCUCCAGGCAUCCGAACAUGAAGGUUGCCAUGAAGGACCCUUCGGAGGCCACCGAGGCAUUCCUGUGUCAAAGCCGCGACCAUUGGUUCGCCAUCCGCAAGG
Messenger RNA from Cladocopium goreaui, 440 nucleotides. The record is from the annotation of a GenBank genome assembly. NCBI's taxonomy places the organism in Eukaryota, Dinophyceae, Suessiales, Symbiodiniaceae.